AUGACGGACUAUUCCCAACUCAAGGUCCCUGAGCUUAAGAAGCUCCUCCAAGAGAAAUCCUUGCCUAUCUCUGGCAACAAGGCAGAUUUGAUCGCCAGGUUACAAGAAUCCGAGAAAGCGCCCGCUGCUGAAGCUACAGCAACAACAGGAGAAGAUGAAAUCGAUUGGGACGAAGACGACGAAAAGAAGCCAGCACCUGCAGAAGCCGCGAUAGCUGCAGCUGGAGGAAAAGAAGAGAUCCCCAACCCUACAAAAGUUCCAAAUCAAGAACCUGCGAUCGAUCUUGCCAAAACCACAGAUUUGAAGGUUACCGGAGGCGAAGGUGUUCCAACAGCUGAAGAUGGUGCAAUUGCAGCCUCGGGUCCCACCACAACUGAAGUCGCACCUGUACCAGAAGCACCCAAACAAGAUUUCAGCGCCGGUAUUGAGAAGUCUGAUGCACAGAAGGAGGCAGAGAAACGUGCUGCAAGAGCCAAGAGAUUCGGCAUCACAGAGGACGAUGAGGCGGCGAAAUUAGCAGAACGUGCGAAGAAAUUCGGAUUGGAUAACAGUAAAAUUGUGGAGGGAUUGGAUAGCGCAUUACCGGAAAGAAGACCAAAGAGAGCUCGGGAAGAUGGUAGACAAGGAGGAAGAAAUUCAAAGAGACCAACACCAGACUCCAGGAGAUCACAACAGGGCCCAAGAAAUGCGCAGAAGUCCGGUCCAAAACCGCCUGCAGCAGGUCGUGUCACCGAUAACCCGGCUGAGAAGGCAAAGGCGGAAGCUAGAGCAAAGAGAUUUGCAACUGCUGAAUAA
Molecule: messenger RNA, 795 nt
Organism: Botrytis sinoallii
Lineage: Eukaryota; Fungi; Ascomycota; Leotiomycetes; Helotiales; Sclerotiniaceae
Exons: 2
Coding region: 1-795 (264 amino acids)
Biological process (GO): poly(A)+ mRNA export from nucleus
Cellular component (GO): nucleus
Source: RefSeq, a predicted model, not a curated record